CUGGUUUAGAUUUUUCACUACCCUCGGGCCUCAGCCUUGGUCUAUUAUUGUAUUAGCUUUCGGACGCUUGACAAGAAAAUGGUGUUAUCUCAUUAUUUUUGAUACGCACCCAAAAAAUUCGUAAGCUUAUAGUGACGAACUGGCUAGAAGUUUUCGGUGCAAGUAUAUUGUUAUUGACUUAAAGUUUACCCGCUGUUUAGUAUAAAAUGAUUAAGGGGCUGAACUGUAAAUUAGUGUUUUAUAUAAGACAUGAAAUGAAUACAUCCGCACGCUCUAAGUCUACAGUAUCAAAUUUAAAUAAAUCAAAUAGAUUCAAGACAUUGUCUAUUUAUCGAUGGAAUCCCGAUGAACCAGACAAAUCUCCGUGUAUGAAAGAUUAUCGUGUUGAUCUAAACAGUUGCGGUCCUAUGGUGCUGGAUGCCUUAAUAAAAAUUAAAAACGAACUUGAUCCAACUAUAACUUUUCGUCGUUCAUGCCGUGAAGGUAUUUGUGGAUCUUGUGCAAUGAACAUUAAUGGGACUAAUACAUUAGCUUGUAUCAGUACAAUUGAUUCUAAUCUAAAUAAAGUGACCAAAAUAUAUCCGUUACCACACAUGUAUGUUAUUAAAGACCUAGUGCCGGAUAUGAAUAACUUCUAUUCUCAGUAUCAAAGUAUACAACCUUGGCUUCAAAAUUCUCAAAUUAGCAAAGUUGGUUCUGAACAAUUUUUGCAAAGUGUUGAAGAUCGCAAGAAACUUGAUGGCUUAUAUGAAUGCAUAUUAUGUGCAUGCUGUAGUACCUCGUGUCCUUCAUAUUGGUGGAAUAGUGAUAAGUAUCUUGGACCAGCUGUGCUGAUGCAGGUAAAGUAA
Copidosoma floridanum is the source of this 848-nucleotide messenger RNA. RefSeq names its product Succinate dehydrogenase, subunit B (iron-sulfur). Gene Ontology annotation, molecular function: 2 iron, 2 sulfur cluster binding; oxidoreductase activity; electron transfer activity. Lineage: Eukaryota; Metazoa; Arthropoda; Insecta; Hymenoptera; Encyrtidae. Gene Ontology annotation, biological process: respiratory electron transport chain; aerobic respiration; tricarboxylic acid cycle. The record is from RefSeq and is a predicted model, not a curated record. Gene Ontology annotation, cellular component: mitochondrial membrane.